Anas platyrhynchos (mallard) is the source of this 2181-nucleotide messenger RNA. RefSeq names its product tryptophanyl-tRNA synthetase 1 (gene WARS1). Gene Ontology annotation, cellular component: cytoplasm. Gene Ontology annotation, biological process: tryptophanyl-tRNA aminoacylation. The record is from RefSeq and is a predicted model, not a curated record. Lineage: Eukaryota; Metazoa; Chordata; Aves; Anseriformes; Anatidae. Gene Ontology annotation, molecular function: ATP binding; tryptophan-tRNA ligase activity.
GGAAGGGGGAGCCGGGCGGGAGCGGCUGUGACACGAUCGCGUCUGACAGGAGCGGGCCGGGAGCGGCUGGGAGCGGAGCGGCCGGGAGCGGGGAGCUGCGGGCGGGCAGGGGGGGAGCAGCCGCUGCCCCACGGCCUCUCCUGAGCGCCCGGUAGCGCCCAGCAGCCGGCGGGUGCCUUCCUUCCUCCCGAGGCUUCCCGGAGCGGGCUCUGGGAAUGGCGCAGCUGCGCGGCACGCGGCGCCCCGGCCUCAGCGCGGCGUAGCCCCCAGCCAGGCCCGGGGAAGUUGCCCGCGGAGGCUUCUGACGGCGGCGAUUUCAGUAAAGGCGUUCUUCUGGUUUUCACUGCUGCGCUUUUGAAUCUACAAGCCAAAAGACUGGAACUUGAAUUUAGUUGAGUUGUAAAUAAAAAGAUCUUUUACACUGUGGCAAAAUGGCUGAUAGUCCAAACUGUGACUUGAAAUCCCUGAGUCCGCUUCAGCUUUUUGAAAGAGUAACUGAACAAGGAGAGAAAGUCAGAGCACUGAAAGCAGGAAAAGCACCAAAGGAUGAAAUAGAUGCAGCAGUGAGGAUGCUGUUAUCAUUAAAGCUGUCAUAUAAAACAACAACAGGACAAGAUUAUCAGGCAGGCUUACCUCCAACAGACCUUGCACUAAUAAACAAUGGUACAACUAAAGAAGAGGAUGAUGAUUUCGUGGACCCCUGGACGGUGCAGACAUCAAAUGCUAAAGGCGUGGAUUAUGACAAACUCAUAGUUCGGUUUGGCAGCACUAAAAUUGACACAGAUCUGAUCAAUCGAAUAGAAAGAGCUAUUGGGCAAAAACCUCACCGCUUUCUACGCAGAGGAAUCUUUUUUUCUCACAGAGAUAUGGACCAAAUCCUUCAUGCUUACGAAAAUAAGAAGUCCUUUUACCUUUAUACAGGCAGAGGGCCGUCCUCUCAGGCAAUGCAUGUUGGUCAUCUUAUCCCAUUUAUAUUCACAAAGUGGCUGCAAGAAGUAUUUGAUGUUCCCUUAGUUAUACAGUUAACUGACGAUGAGAAGUACCUCUGGAAGGAUCUGACAACUGAGAAGGCAUAUGAAUAUGCAAAAGAAAAUGCAAAAGAUAUCAUUGCAUGUGGUUUUGAUGUCAAUAAAACCUUUAUCUUUUCCGAUUUAGACUAUUUGGGGUCAAGUAUGGGAUUCUACAAAAACAUUGUCAAAGUUCAGAAGCAUGUUACGUUUAACCAAGUGAAAGGAAUCUUUGGCUUUACAGACAGUGAUUGCAUUGGAAAGAUCAGUUUUCCUGCUAUUCAAGCAGCUCCAUCCUUCAGUUCAUCAUUUCCACAGAUCUUCAAUGGCAAGGAAGACUUACAGUGUCUUAUUCCGUGUGCUAUUGAUCAGGAUCCUUAUUUUAGAAUGACCCGAGAUGUAGCACCAAGAAUUGGAUAUCCUAAACCAGCCUUACUGCACUCGGUCUUCUUCCCAGCCUUGCAAGGAGCACAGACAAAAAUGAGUGCUAGUGACCCCAACUCCUCCAUCUUCCUCACUGAUACACCCAAACAAAUCAAAACAAAGAUUAACAAGCAUGCCUUCUCGGGAGGCAGAGAUACUAUCGAAGAGCACAGGAAGUAUGGAGGUAACUGCGAUGUUGAUGUGUCUUUCAUGUACCUGACUUUUUUCCUCGAAGAUGAUGACAGGCUUGAACAACUGAAGCAGGCAUACACAAGUGGGGAAUUGCUCACAGGGGAGCUGAAGAAGGUGCUUAUUGAAACAUUGCAGCCCAUGAUAGCAGCUCAUCAAGAGAGACGGAAGCAGGUCACAGAUGAAGUGGUGAAGCAAUUCAUGACUCCACGGAAGCUAGCUUUUGAAUUUUGAAGAAAUGCUUAUGUAACUUACCAUUCAAUGAACCAAAAUUGAUUAACUGUUGUCUUCUGUUGUAUAUGAUCAUUCCCUAGUUAUGUACAGCCUGCAAUCACUCCUUUAUAAAUAUUGCUCUUAGUGAGUUACUUCGUAUGAACAUCAGAGUACAUGAAAAAUUGAAAACUGGACUCGUAUCUACUUAAAGUCAAAGUGUGUUAAUAAAGGCAUUGAAUCUGUACAAGCCAGAAUUACCCAAUAUUGCAGUGAGGCAUGUCUGUCAGCACAAGGCUAUAUUUUAUUGUAUUUCAUGUUGAAAAUAUGAAUAAAAAUGCCAUUUUAAUGA